GGGAGGAAGAAGAAGUAAGAAGUAAGAAGUCUCCCCUUACUUGAUAAAACGCUGUUCUUGGUUAGUUCAUGGGUGUUAAUAACGUGGUUGGGAUUCUUGGAAACACCUAUUAUGGAGACAUUUGCGUGGGUGCUAUUGCUUGCCGGCAGGAGAAGAGGGAUGGCGGCGGAGUCAAGCUGUACAUUAUGACCCUCGGAGUUCUAGCCCCAUACAGGAGGCUUGGCAUAGGCUCGAAGUUGUUGCAACAUUGCUUGGAUAUUUGCCGUCAAGACCCUGGAAUUUGGGAAAUUUAUUUGCACGUUCAGACGAAUAAUGAUGAAGCUAUUGCCUUCUACAAGAAGUUUGGCUUUGAAAUCAGUGGAAUAAUACACAACUACUACAAGCGUAUUGUUCCACCGGACUGUUACGUUCUUUCAAAGUCGUUGGUACCUCAGGCUGGUGGCAGCAGCAGUAGCACAAGUACGAGCUAGCUAGUGGCAGUGUAAGUGCGGUCGGGUUGAUUAGGGUAUAAACGUGUUGCUGCGUGUCGGCCAGCUUGUGUGUGUAUAAAUGGCGGCCCUGCAGCAUCUUCUUCUUCAAUUGAUGAACAGAGCCAAAAAAAGUUGAGACCAAAGUCAAUCUGCAUUGCUCAUUAUUUGAAAAGUGUGAGGCCCCUGGCAAAGGUAUAUGCUAAUUCUACUUUGCCUCUUCCACCUUAGAGGUGAAUGCAGGCUCCAAGGGAAGUACAUGCUGGGGUGGGUUCUGCAGUUAUGCUCAUGUCAGUUUAGGAUGAAGAAAAUGCACUUGGAUAAGGGAGGAGGGAGGGCGGGAGGGCGAUAGGGUGGGAGUAAAUGGGUGCACGGACU
Messenger RNA from Chara braunii, 845 nucleotides. Lineage: Eukaryota; Viridiplantae; Streptophyta; Charophyceae; Charales; Characeae. The record is from the annotation of a GenBank genome assembly.